Penicillium expansum is the source of this 1194-nucleotide messenger RNA. Its product is annotated as F-box domain protein. Bases 1 to 1194 code for a protein of 397 amino acids. The transcript has 2 exons. NCBI's taxonomy places the organism in Eukaryota, Fungi, Ascomycota, Eurotiomycetes, Eurotiales, Aspergillaceae. The record is from RefSeq and is a predicted model, not a curated record.
AUGUCAAAGCUGGUCGAUUCCUCCGAAGUCAUGACUUCUGGCCGAUAUGUUCAUCUCCCUACAGAGGUCUUAGUACUGAUCGCCGAGUAUAUUCAUGAAAAUUGGUACAAUUCCGAUCCUCACAUCUCCCAAUGCACACUUCAAAGGUUCUGCUCCGUCUCUCGCCAGUGGUACUCUGCUGGCAUUGAAUCUCUCUACUCGCGGCCUCAACUUGAUGAAGGGAACAGCUUCUUACUUUUUACCAAAACUGUGUGUCCACCGAUUCGCUCCCGAGAACGAAAAGUGCACCUGGGCUCGCUCGUUAAGGUCCUGAACCUCGGAGCAUUGGUGCAUCACAGCUCCAAUAGCCUGACGGCACGGCUCCUAGGUCAAGUGAAAAAGAGCCUAAAGACUUUUGUUGCUCCGAGGGUCUCGUUUUCAAUCAACAGCCUUGCGCCCUUAGCAAAGUGCAAAGAGCUUUCCUAUCUUUGUCUUAGCUUGGUGGCUGAGCCAAUCCCGCUUUCUGCUAUCAAGAAAGCCAUUAGCAGUCUUGACAAACUGAGAUUCCUCCAGCUUUCAUCUUCAAUGUUCAUCACGGAUGACGGUUUCAGUGAAAAUUGGCCACCCAAUCUGGGAUACCUCCAGGUUGGCGGGCAAUUUGAUCUCGAGAAAAUGUCUUUUUUCAGGUGGCCCCCCAACUUGAUAGGGUUGACAUUUUGUGGUUGCGAAGAUCUGGACACUUCCGUUCUGGAAGAGAUUCUUAUCAACGAGCAGCUCUGCACCUCGCUUACUGAAUUGACUAUUCACCGUUUGAACCGCGAGAUGUUUAAAGAGGGACCAUCUGAGAUCUUAUCAGCACUUGUUGCUUUGAAAUCUCUUCGGAUACCCGUCGAUUUGCUUUACGACUUACUCAUUCUUCCUGCGUUUGAUCCAAUGGGGUCUCCAAUGUCGAUCCGUCAGCUCGAGCUCACAGCACCAUAUGAUGAAAAUUUCGCUACGGAGAUUGAUCCCGAUGAGAUUUGCAAGGCCUUGAAAAUGAAUCUUUCUCGAGUGUGCUAUCUUGGUAUCAGCCCUGGCUGUCUUGGGGUAAUACCGGAAACAACGCAUGCCAAAAUUGACAAGUGGGUGUGGAAGAAUAUUGAUAAGUGUCCUGAGGAGGAACUUGAUUCUCUACUUGACUUGGGUCUUGUUGUCAUGGAUAAGGAGCCGAUUUAA